UGGCAGAGAGAGCCGGGGCCAGCCGCCCGGACACCAGGUGUCUGGAGUCAGAGCUGCAGAGCGAGCGCUUCAGGCUCGGCAUCAAGGCAAAGAUGAUUCCGUUGGCCGAGUUCAAGCAGUUCACGGAACAGCAGCCCGCCUUCAAGGUGCUCAAACCCUGGUGGGACGUGCUGGCGGAGUACCUCACCGUGGCUAUGCUCAUGAUCGGGGUCUUUGGCUGCACGCUGCAGGUGACCCAGGACAAGAUCAUCUGUCUGCCCAGUCACGAACUCAGGGAGAAUUUAUCCGAGGCCCCAUGCCAGCAACUGCUGCCACGGGGGGUCUCCGAGGAGAUGGGGGGCCUCCGGGAGGUCAGCGGCCUCAAGAACAACCUGGACCUACAGCAGUACAGCUUCAUUAACCAGCUCUGCUACGAGACAGCCCUCCACUGGUAUGCCAAAUACUUCCCCUACCUGGUCGUCAUUCACACGCUCAUCUUCAUGGUCUGCACCAGCUUCUGGUUCAAGUUCCCUGGCACCAGCUCCAAGAUCGAGCACUUCAUCUCCAUUCUGGGCAAGUGUUUUGACUCACCGUGGACCACGCGGGCCCUGUCCGAGGUCUCUGGGGAGAACCACAAGGGCGCCACCGCGGGACGGGCGACAGCGACCAUAGAGGCCUCCGCAGGGCCAGGGAAAGCAAGUGAGGGUGAGAAGGAAAAGGUGCUGGUGGAGCCUGAGAAGGUGGUCACUGAGCCACCGGCCGUCACUCUAUUGGAUAAGAAGGAGGGUGAACAGGCCAAAGCCCUGUUUGAGAAGGUCAAGAAGUUCCGUGUGCACGUGGAGGAGGGAGACAUCUUGUAUACCAUGUACAUCCGGCAAACGGUGCUCAAAGUCUGCAAGUUCUUUGCCAUCCUGGUCUACAACCUGGUCUACGUGGAGAAGAUCAGUUUCCUGGUGGCCUGCAGGGUAGAGACCUCGGAGGUCACAGGCUAUGCCAGUUUCUGCUGCAAUCACACCAAGGCCCACCUCUUCUCCAAGCUGGCUUUCUGCUACAUCUCCUUUGUGUGCGUCUACGGGCUAACCUGUCUUUACACGCUCUACUGGCUCUUCCAUCGGCCCCUCAAGGAGUACUCCUUCCGUUCGGUGCGGGAGGAGACCGGCAUGGGUGACAUACCGGACGUCAAGAAUGACUUUGCUUUCAUGCUACACCUCAUCGACCAGUAUGACUCGCUCUACUCCAAGCGCUUUGCUGUCUUCCUCUCUGAAGUCAGUGAGAGCCGCCUGAAGCAGCUCAACCUGAACCACGAGUGGACGCCUGAGAAGCUGCGGCAGAAGCUGCAGCGCAACGCCCGGGGCCAGCUCGAGCUGGCCCUCUGCAUGCUCCCGGGGCUGCCCGACACCGUCUUCGAGCUCAGCGAGGUGGAGGCGCUCCGGCUGGAGGCCAUCUGUGAUAUCACUUUCCCCCCGGGCCUCUCACAGCUGGUGAACCUGCAGGAGCUCAGCCUGCUCCACUCGCCCGCCAGGCUGCCCUUCUCCCUGCAGAUCUUUCUGCGGGACCGCCUGAAGGUCAUCCGGGUCAAGUGUGAGGAGCUCCGCGAGGUGCCCCUGUGGGUGUUCGGGCUGCGCGGCCUGGAGGAGCUGCACCUUGAGGGGCUCUUCCCCCCGGAGCUGGCUCGGGCGGCGACCCUCGAGAGCCUCCGGGAGCUGAAGCAGCUCAAGGUGCUGUCUCUGCGGAGCAAUGCCAGCAAGGUGCCAGCCAGCGUGACUGACGUGGCCGGGCAUCUGCAGCGGCUCAGUCUGCACAAUGAUGGGGCCCGCCUGCUGGCCCUUAACAGCCUCAAGAAGCUGGCGGUGCUGCGGGAGCUCGAGCUGGUGGCCUGCGGGCUGGAGCGCAUCCCCCAUGCCAUCUUCAGCCUGGGCGCGCUGCAGGAACUCGACCUCAAAGACAACCACUUGCGGUCCAUUGAGGAGAUCCUCAGCUUCCAGCACUGUCGCAAGCUGGUCACGCUCAGGCUGUGGCACAACCAGAUCGCCUAUGUCCCCGAGCACGUGCGUAAGCUCCGGGGACUCGAGCAGCUCUACCUCAGCCACAACAAGCUGGAGACCCUGCCCAGCCAGCUGGGCAUGUGCUCUGGCCUCCGCCUGCUGGACAUCUCCCACAAUGGGCUCCGCUCCCUGCCACCUGAGCUGGGCCUCCUCCAGAACCUGCAGCACCUGGCUCUGUCCUACAAUGCCCUGGAGGCCCUGCCCGACGAGCUCUUCUUCUGCCGCAAGCUGCGGACGUUGCUCCUGGGCUACAACCACCUGAGCCAGCUCUCGCCCCAGGUGGGGGCGCUCAGAGCCCUCAGCCGCCUGGAGCUCAAGGGCAACCGCUUGGAGGGCCUGCCAGAAGAGCUUGGCAACUGUGCGGGGCUCAAGAAAGCGGGGCUCCUGGUGGAGGACACCCUUUACGAGGGCCUGCCGGCAGAGGUGCGGGAAAAGCUGGAGGAGGAAUGAAGCGUUGGUGGGGAAGGUUGGGGUAAGAGGCCUUCUGGAUGCUUCCACCCCAGAAUCUCUACUGUUGUCUUCAAGAGAGGUGGCCAAGAGGGCCCAGGCCAGGAGAGGAGGAGCAGACGCAUCAACCUUGUGGGGUCCAGGCAAGAUCCUGGGACUGGUCUGUUGAGAAGAGACAGGAGGCCGUGGAUUUGGGGUGGAACAUCAUGGAGGGAUUAACUCAGUCAUAGGAUUCUCAGGCCAAAGAUACCUGUGUCUUUGGCAGGCUGUCCUGCCCUGCCCCGGGGACAUUCUAGCUCAGUUAGUGCCAUAUAUGGGGGUGGGGCACAUCCCAAUGGGAUUUCAACCUUGUCCACCGCCCCCCACUGGCCCCGACCAAAACAGCUUAUCUCUGGGGUUCUCUCCCAAGGAGGGGACACAGACACAAGGGACCAGCGACCCUCGCCCCCAACUUUGAUGCCAAUCCCUUAUUUAUAAGUUGUUUGCUACAGACACGUGAACUUUGGCUAUGCAUCAAAAUCAACAUCCCCAAAACAAAACAUCGCAGGCCCCACCCCUGAAAGACUGACGCAGGGCUGGUUGGAGGCCAGGAACCUGCCCGUAAAUAAACAUCCCAGGUAACUGAUGCAGGUGGUCCUAGGCCUGUAUGUUGGGAACUAUGGACCUACAGAAUCUGGAUGUCCAGUGCAGGGAUUCUGAACCCUUUUCAAGUCCUAGAACUUUUGAACAUCUGAUAAAAGCUGGGCACCUCCUUUCCCAGGAAAAUGCUCGGGUACACAUACACGCAAAGUUCUGCAAGCAACCUCAGGCAGUCAACAGAUUCCCCCAGAUGUCCCAGAGGGCCAUUCGUGGACAUCCUAAGGAUGGCAGACUGCAGGGGUUAAGAACGCCUGCCAUGGAGGUUACAUUCUUCUGAGCACAGGCAGGGACUUGUCUCUCAAGUGUUCCCUGUGUGAGGGAGCAUCUAUCAGUGGGUGCUUAAUAAAUAAUAUGAAUUAGGAGAACUAAACUUCUGAUCUCUGCUAUCCACUUCUGUUGUCUAAGCCUUCCAUUUCACCAGACCAAUGACAGGCAAGCAAAGACACAGACGUGCCAGAAUCA
Molecule: messenger RNA, 3572 nt
Organism: Zalophus californianus (California sea lion)
Lineage: Eukaryota; Metazoa; Chordata; Mammalia; Carnivora; Otariidae
Gene: LRRC8E
Product: leucine rich repeat containing 8 VRAC subunit E
Exons: 3
Coding region: 93-2474 (793 amino acids)
Molecular function (GO): protein binding
Source: RefSeq, a predicted model, not a curated record